Messenger RNA from Rhopilema esculentum, 4034 nucleotides. Lineage: Eukaryota; Metazoa; Cnidaria; Scyphozoa; Rhizostomeae; Rhizostomatidae. The record is from RefSeq and is a predicted model, not a curated record.
CUGAAACACUUGAAAACGACGUCAGAUCACAGACGUGGGACGAAGCGAGUUGGUUUUGAAAUUUCAAGGUGUACGAGAGGGAUUACAGUUUUACAGAAGAUCCAUUUGCCUCUCCAUCUACUCAGAAAGAGAUCUUUUUCAUGUUUCAAGUCUACCAAGGGUAUGGACUUGUUCAGGAGGUUUUCGUUGCGAAAUGCUGAUGUUGAGAUUGUCAAGAGAACCAUCACAGAAGAACGCCCGAAGACGGGUCUUGGCCUAAACAAGAAUAACAACAAAGAGGAUAUAUUUGGAUUGUUGUAUAAUGGGACUGAAAAGACUAUAGACAUAAAUGAAAGUCUCAAAGAACAAGACGAAGAUGACUUUGUUGUUAUUGAGCUGAUCGAUGAAGAGGAACAGGAACUUGCAGAUAUAGAUACAAAUUCAUGCGAGCAUAUAAAUUCAAACUCAAGCAAGCAGAUCCUUGUCUACCUUGCUAAGAAGAGAAGACUGUUCAUCACGUGUCGCUCACGUGCUGUUACCCAUUCUCCUUUGAUUGAGAAACACUCCACUGGACGCACAGUCCUUUACCUUAGGCCUUAUUACAGGCUUACAGUUUCUCCCACAGAACUUUGGUACAUUAAGCAUCGCAGUGCUAUUUUCAUUCGACCCGCAAUUCGAAAAGGCAAUCAUAAACCGAUCCAUUAUACUGAAAAGGUCGAGUUUGAGGAUGGCAUAGGUGCGGGAAUUCCUUCCAAAAAGCAAGAUUUGUCUGGCUAUCAGCUGGUUUUCUCUAAUGAAAAAACCAAGGAAGUUUCCAAACUUUCUGUAUCUGGAGAUUUCACGAAAUCCUGCGAAGAGCGCCAUUCAGGAGCACAUGAUGUGGGAGCAGCAAGUGGGCCCUUAAAGCGCUCCUACAGCAUCGAGUUUUUGAAUGAAGGUAAAGGUGCUGGUGAUUCACUGUCCACUGAAAAUGUGGCACGAAAGAUCGAGCAGGGUGAAGUUAAAGAAAUAUUUAGUGACUCAAUGGAUUUAAGUUCGCAGUUCUCCCAUAAAAGCAGUGACAGCAUUUGCGAAAGCCCGUCUCUGAAGCGCUCGUACAGCGUCGAGUUCCUUAAUGAAACAGAUGAUGGAGAUAGGCCUUUCUCGUCCGAAGUUGUCCAUUACAAAAUCGAAAAAGGCGAAGGUGUUCUGGUUUAUUCUGACAUUGAAGUACCCACCAACGAUACUGGGAUGUCUGAUAGUCGAUCGAUGGAGCUACAAGAGAAGACGAAUUUGAAGCGCUCAUACAGUAUCGAGUUUUUAGAUGAGGCCAAUGACAGCAAGUCUGCUUUCACUUACGAAACUAUUUCCAACAAGAUUGAAAAGGGUGAAGGUAGAUUGAUUUACGACGAUUCAGGUAUUAGAGAUGAUAUUGAUAUACACCCUGGCAAGAAAACAAAACGGAAGGCAGAUAGGCUGAAGACCCUUGGAAUUCAAAUGGAUAUUAAUGAUGACGGAGGUUUAGUACCAUUGAGCAGACAGUCCAAGGCAUACAGCGUUGAGAUACUUUGUGAAAUGGAGGAUAGAGCUGUGCCUAUCAUUACAGACGAACUUGAGUGCCAGCCUGUUUUCGAUGAUGAAAUCAUUGCAACGGAGGUGAAUGCUGUGGAAGCAGAAGUUGACAUGUUUGCAGAAAACGUCAAUUUUUUCGAAACAGAGUCAGAGAAUGAUCCAAAUGUUGAAAAACGAAGUUUUAACGUGAAAUUUCUCGAUGAAAAGCCUAAUCUUGACUUAGAUCUUGGACUGAAUAAAACAAGCACCCCGUCCAAAAUGCCUUUGCGCAGCCCGAAAAAGUCACCAUUGCAAACAGUUCAUGUUGGCCUUGAAUUCGAGAAAAGAAACAAGUCUGAAAAUGGCGAGGAAGAGUUGCUUGGCAAUGAAGAAGAUGAAUACUUGAUGUAUGACGAUUUCUUGAAGAGAAAGGAGGGCAACAUGAGCCUUAAUGGACACCACCGUAUACCAAGCUUCAAGCUGAAGACAAUAAUUGUUAAUAUGGAUACACACCAUAAACGAAACCGGUCUUCUUUGCAGCACGAUAAAAGAUAUCAAUUAGAGUUCCAGGCUGAACGAGAAAGAAGAAUUUCAAUGCUGAAACAAGCUCGAAAAGCACGGCCUACAAGCUCCUCUUCAUCGUUGAGGACCGUGUCAGUGGAAACAGACAAAGAAGAAGUUAUCCAUGAUGUCGAUGAGUUGAAGCCACCAGAGCUAUUAAAAAAGAAGGCCUACAGUGUCGAAUACCUGAAUGAAUGCGAAGGAGAUAGAUCAGUCUUCUAUGAAGAGUUUGUUGAUGACCAAGAGGAGCCGAAAUGGGUCCUUGAAUGUUGACAUUUUUGUAAUGAAUUAUGUAAUCUUGAAAUUUCUUACUGUAGGUUUUGUCUGCCACAGUGCGUGGUUAUCAAGCUAGCAAUUCGUGCUACAUGUUUUAGAAAAUAAUUGCUUUUUAUUGCUUGUUAAGGAAAUUUGGAAAUUAAGUUAACAUAUUCAAAGCAUACCCAAUGGAAAAAUUAAUCGUUGUCCUGACAGCAACUCAAUUUAUACCCCAGCAGUUCAAUAAAUUUUCAAAUUUGCAUUAAUUUUCUGCUAAAGAUAAAAAACAUUACUUACAAUUUUUCAGUGAAAAAACUAUCAAUCCCUCAAGCUCUGCAAAACUCUUCUUUUUCCGGCAUUUCCCCUGAUACAUCCCCAGGGAUUUGCUAGGCAGUUAUAAAACGUAUUGAACACUUGUUACCGUUGCUCCAAAGCAAUAAAACGCAGAUUCUUUCGUAGAGUAGAGAGUAGAAACAUGCUUUAACAGCAAUAGUAUUUAGGUACAUCGUUUUUUUUAAUAUGAUUGCUUGUAGGUUUAUAUUAAGCUGUAUAUAUAGGAUUUAAGGAGCCCCAAUUUUUAAGAAUAAUGUUUACUAAAGAAAUAUUUUUGUAUCAAUAUUUAAAUUUUUUAUCUAUUUUCGUUCUGUUACAGAGUGGUAUGUUCGUCAUCUCUAAUUUCAGGUUCUUUUUGACAACCUAACUUUAAGGAUGGGGGGUUAUCCCUGCAACCGUAAUGACAUGUCUAUUCUUAAGACAAGAAUUUUUGCCCGUAACUGCUAUUGUUAAAAGAUUGUAUAAUUUUUUAUUCCUAUUUUGUCAAACAUUGAUCCUCCAUAAAUCUAUCCUUACUACAGCACUGCUUCCGCUCCCCCAAGCUGGGGUACUUACACUCUUUUUUUAUAAGAACCAGUAAAUUAAAGUUCAAGCUGACUGUUCUUAAUUUUUUCGAAAAUCUGAGGCUGGAUUGUUCUUCAUUUGUUCUUUAACUAACAGGGUGUAAGCAGUGCAAGUGCUAGCUUUUUCGCUCUAGAGUGGUGUACAGGCCUAAUUUGCCAACAAAGUGAAUGAGACAGCCUUAAUUUGCUGACAAAUUUGAGUAUUGACUGAAAAAGCACCCACACAUCGCCAAAAAUCCUCGAUUUUUAGAAAAAACGUUAUUCAAAAUUGCAUUUUGCAGAAACUCAGCCCCAGCUUGUUCUUAUUUUGUUCUUAACUUUUGAUCAAUUUUGAGGCUCGUGUUCUUAUAAAAUUGUUCUUAUAAAAAAAGAGUGUAAUUUAAAAAUGCUAUGCUAAAUUUGGGGCUCAUAAUCUUGGCCAGUUUUAUCCAGGUUGUGAAAACUUCCGUAAGUGUCGCUUCAGUGCCCAACAUUUUUUUAUGACUAUGAUGUCUUAGCAGCUAUGAUAAUCAUUUUGUUCUAUUAUAAUAACAGAUAGCCAAAAAUUCACUGAGACGCUCACCCUGUGGACAUGCAGAUCUAAUAUAAUCAAUGGAUCAACCCCUGAGUUUUUUUUUCAAGAAUGAGAAAAGAGGACUUUAAGUAUAAGAUGCCUGUUUAUGCCCAGCUGUAUUCGAUUUUUAAGACGACAGAAAACUUAAAAGAAACAACUUUAAAUUUUUCUUAUUGGAUUUUAAGACUUCUUAUGGUAACAAAAUUACUGUAUUUCAUAAGAAUGUUAUUUUUUCAAAUAAAAUUUGUUUUUCAGCAGAA